Molecule: messenger RNA, 5029 nt
Organism: Neofelis nebulosa (Clouded leopard)
Lineage: Eukaryota; Metazoa; Chordata; Mammalia; Carnivora; Felidae
Gene: BTK
Product: Bruton tyrosine kinase
Exons: 19
Coding region: 2539-4602 (687 amino acids)
Biological process (GO): peptidyl-tyrosine autophosphorylation; adaptive immune response; B cell receptor signaling pathway
Molecular function (GO): ATP binding; non-membrane spanning protein tyrosine kinase activity; protein binding
Source: RefSeq, a predicted model, not a curated record
AUACUCUACUCUAAUUUCAGACAGUUGAUAAUUCUACCAGAUUUCAUAGUAAAACAUCAGGAAGAUAGGACUGAAAUGGAAAGAAGGGAUAACACAAAGCACAUAGGCCAACAGAUAAGCCAGACCUGGGUUUGCCACUUUGCGUAACUGAGAAUUCAUUCUUAGAGUGGAAAACUAUGAUCACAUGUACAAGGAUGUCCAUGGCAGCAUUGUUUAUAAUUGAAAACAAUCAACCUAAAUAUCCAUCAGUAGGAGAAUGGAUAAAUAAAGUGUGAUGUACUCAUCAUAUAGAAUACUUUAUGUGUAUAAAAAUAGAUAAAAAUGUGUGAACUAGAACUACCAAGGAAAAUAAAUCAUAAAACAUUAAGCUGAGAAAAAUGCAAGUUGCUGAAGAAUGUGUACCACUUGUAUAGAAACGUAAAACAUGCAAACCAAUACUAAAUAUCUUUUAUGGAUAUUUACAUAUGCAGUAAUAAUAUAGACUCAUGCCUAGGAAUGAUGAACACAAAAUUCAAGAUAUUGGUAACCUCUGAGGAAGGAGGGGAUUGAUUGUAGAGGAGUAUACAAGGAGGUUUUGACUCUAUGGAUGGUAUUUUAUUUGUGAAAAACAUCAGAAGCAAUUAUGGCACAAUGUUGGGAUUUUAUAGAGCUAAGUGGUGCAUUUCUAAGUAUAGCGUUAUUCUCUGUACUGUCUAUUUGCAACAUUUCAUAAUAUAAAAGAAAGUACAUUCAAUCAAAAUUUUGUAUUCACAGUGUGCAGUAACAACCCUAGGGACAAAGAGUGGAUGGGGGUUCAACUUAAAUCCUGUGUUUUUAUCUCAUCAACAAUGAAAAAUCCUGAACUAGUUAGGAUCUCCUUGUGAAAGAUUUAAAAUGUAAGAAAAUCUGGUAGGACUAAGAAGAGUCCACAUGUGGGAAGAAGUACAGUUGAAAGUUAAUAGGGAUAGAUCAUCCUUUCUAGCAUGGAGGAUUAUUGCAGAGGAAAAUGCCCCCAGGGUCCUGUACUCUCUCUUAUCCCCUGAAAUUACCACCAUUUCCUCUUUUGCCAAAUGUUCCUAUAAGAUGCAGAAGGGUCUGUCCCAACUACUCUUUGAUGAUAGCCAGGGGGUAUGACAAGGUGCUGAGGUGGAUAGCACCACAACUCAUUGAAGGCCAAAAAAAAAAUCCCUCUGGGAGGCAGUGAGGUCGGUGUCACAGAACAACAAGGGCUGUGGAUUCACAGAUGGAUGAGGUUGGGCAAGUCACACAACCUCCAUGAGUCUCACUUUCCUCAUCAGUUUGUUGUGAGAAAUAAAUGAAAUAAUGAGUAUAAAAUGCCUGAUAGGUAGACUGCAUUGAGAGAAACAGGAGUUCCCUUCCAUUCCCCUGGGAGGAAAAGGGAAUAGACAGACUCUUGGGGCAAUUAAUUAAUGCUUUAAAGGAGAAAUAAAGACAGAAUGAUAUUUCUUGGAUACUCUGGCUAAGUAGCUAUUUGAACUAUGACUGACUGGGUAUUUCUAAUUAGCAUCUCCUGGACUCUUCCCAAUCAUAGGCAGGCUGUGUAGUCUUCUGAACAUUGCUCUGGUGUUGUUCCUAAUAGUGUUUACCUCAGCCUGAGCGAUAAUAGGACCAAUGGUGGUUUAGUGUACCCAUCCUGUAGGAGCUUUUCAUAUUAGUUCCUUAGGAUAGUGCAGUUUGUAAGAUGGCUGAACUCUUACUAACAAGCACCCACUUUUUGAAUUCUGCUGCUCCAUAGGGAGCUGGGAGGCUGCAAACGGUGUCCACGUGAAAAUCCUUGCAUUUGUAGUUUAAUAAAGAGAACAUAAUACUGGAAUUCUAAAUUUUAAAUGAAGAGUUCUGUGUCUUUCUUUUACUUUUCCUCCUCUUUCUUUAUAUGAACAGCAGUAUGUAUGUGUGUUUGCGUGUGUGUAAUAUUCAUGUCACUUCCGGUUUCCACCCCCCACCCCCACUCCCUGAGUGAACUGGAGGGUCACCCUCACUGUGCAUCUUUUGUGGUCAAAUUGACUGUCAGCUUCAGAAAUAGUUAGAAAAAAAACUUAGAACCUUCCACAAUAAGUACCUAAAGAAGUUGUAACUGCCCUCUAAAGCAGAGUGUCCAUCACACACCAACAUUCAGGAAGACAUAAAGGACAGAUGUACCUUCUUUCACAUUAUUGGUGGAUGGAUCAGUGAUGACUAAGGAAGAACUACCACAUUUUCAGGCUGUGUGUGCAGGGACUGGAUCACAAGGAAUAGGAGGAAAUCUGCCAAAGAGGGUGCAGCUAGCCCUUAGAAAUCCUGGUAAUCCUUUAGGUUAAUGAUGUAGAGGUAGAGGCCAUUUCACCCCUUGCUCGAAGGGGUGAUGGCUAGUGAGAAGCUUGCUUACUUCCUCAUACUUAGACCAACACUAAACCCUAACCAAACACAGACAUUUGAAAGAGAAGAAGGCUUCCUCUUGUACAAACUUGAUUUGUUCUAAAAAGAAAAAGAGCAGAGGCAGCUUCCAGAAGGACCUAUCUUAUAGGAAGUAAGAGCAGACGCCAAGACUGAAGUGGAUGGAUGCCAGGUCAGAGCAGGGAAUGUGUCCAUCAAGAGCUUGCAACAAAGCUAAAGCACACAAGUGAGUUUCAGAAAGAAGAAGCGAUGGCUACAGUGAUACUGGAGAGCAUCUUUCUCAAGCGAUCCCAACAGAAAAAGAAAACAUCACCUUUAAACUUCAAGAAGCGCCUCUUUCUCUUGACUGUGAAUAAACUUUCCUAUUAUGAGUAUGACUUUGAACGUGGGAGAAGAGGCAGUAAGAAGGGUUCAAUAGAUGUUGAGAAGAUCACCUGCGUUGAAACAGUGGUUCCUGAAAAAAAUCCUCCCCCUGAAAGACAGAUUCCGAGAAGGGGUGAAGAAUCCAGUGAAAUGGAGCAGAUUUCAAUCAUUGAAAGGUUCCCUUAUCCCUUCCAGGUUGUAUAUGAUGAAGGGCCUCUUUAUGUCUUCUCCCCAACUGAAGAACUGAGGAAGCGUUGGAUUCAUCAGCUCAAAAAUGUAAUCCGGUACAACAGUGAUCUGGCACAGAAAUACCAUCCUUGCUUCUGGAUUGAUGGGCAGUAUCUCUGCUGCUCUCAGACAGCCAAAAAUGCUAUGGGCUGCCAAAUUUUGGAGAAUAGGAAUGGAAGUUUAAAGCCUGGGAGUUCUCACCGAAAGACGAAAAAGCCCCUUCCUCCCACACCUGAGGAGGACCAGAUCUUGAAAAAGCCUCUGCCCCCUGAGCCAACAGCAGCACCUGCCUCUACAAGUGAGCUGAAAAAGGUUGUAGCCCUUUAUGAUUACAUGCCAAUGAAUGCAAAUGAUCUACAGCUACGAAAGGGUGAUGAGUAUUUUAUCCUGGAGGAGAGCAACUUACCCUGGUGGAGAGCGCGGGAUAAAAAUGGGCAGGAAGGCUACAUUCCUAGUAACUAUGUCACCGAAGCAGAAGACUCCAUAGAAAUGUAUGAGUGGUAUUCUAAACACAUGACUCGGAGUCAAGCUGAGCAACUGCUAAAGCAAGAGGGGAAAGAAGGAGGUUUCAUUGUCAGAGACUCCAGCAAAGCAGGAAAAUAUACUGUGUCUGUGUUUGCUAAAUCUACAGGGGACUCUCAAGGGGUGAUACGCCAUUAUGUUGUGUGUUCCACACCUCAGAGCCAGUAUUACCUGGCUGAGAAGCACCUUUUCAGCACCAUCCCUGAACUCAUUAACUACCAUCAGCAUAACUCUGCAGGACUCAUAUCUAGGCUCAAAUAUCCAGUGUCUCAACAAAACAAGAAUGCGCCUUCCACUGCAGGCCUGGGCUACGGAUCAUGGGAAAUCGAUCCAAAGGACCUGACCUUCUUAAAGGAGCUGGGGACUGGACAAUUUGGGGUAGUGAAGUAUGGGAAAUGGAGAGGCCAGUAUGACGUGGCCAUCAAGAUGAUCAAAGAAGGCUCCAUGUCCGAGGAUGAGUUCAUUGAAGAAGCCAAAGUCAUGAUGAAUCUUUCCCAUGAGAAGCUGGUACAGUUGUAUGGCGUCUGUACCAAGCAGCGCCCCAUCUUCAUCAUCACUGAGUACAUGGCCAAUGGCUGCCUCCUGAACUACCUGAGGGAAAUGCGCCACCGCCUCCAGACUCAGCAGCUGCUGGAGAUGUGCAAGGAUGUCUGUGAAGCCAUGGAAUACCUGGAGUCAAAGCAAUUUCUUCACCGAGACCUGGCAGCCCGAAACUGUUUGGUAAAUGAUCAAGGAGUUGUUAAAGUAUCUGACUUCGGCCUGUCCAGGUAUGUCCUGGAUGAUGAAUACACAAGCUCAGUAGGCUCCAAAUUUCCAGUCCGGUGGUCUCCACCAGAAGUCCUUAUGUAUAGCAAGUUCAGCAGCAAAUCUGACAUCUGGGCUUUUGGGGUUUUGAUGUGGGAAAUUUACUCUCUGGGGAAGAUGCCAUAUGAAAGAUUUACUAACAGUGAAACAGCUGAACACAUUGCCCAAGGUCUACGUCUCUAUAGGCCUCAUCUAGCUUCAGAGAGGGUAUAUAGCAUCAUGUACAGCUGCUGGCAUGAGAAAGCAGAGGAACGUCCUACUUUCAAAAUUCUUCUGAGCAACAUCCUAGAUGUCAUGGAUGAAGAAUCCUGAGCUCACCAAUAAGCUUGUUUCUACCCCUCUCCUCCACAAGCCCCAAUUUCAUUUCUGAGGAAAUCCCAAGUUUACAGGCACUGGAUCCUUUGUGCUCUUGCUGAAUACACAAAGGCCCCUCUCUACAUCUAGGAAUGAGUCUCUUCUAUGAUUCUCUGGGAUAGUACCUUCUGAGCAAAAGCCAAGGAAUUCUUGUGCCUGGUAUUGUUCUCAGAGAAAAUAAUUUCCAGGAGUAUUAAGACAGGACUGAAUUUGGGAUGGAAAAUUUGGAGGAGGGAGGGAUGUAAAUAGCCUGACAAGGUAUCCAACAGCUCUUUGGGUAGGCAUUAGAGCUUGGGGGGCGGGAGGCAGAAUUUGGCAAGAAUAUAAUGGUGUCAUAAAAAUGGGAGGGCAGGGUGUUUUGAUAAAAUAAAAUUACUGGAAAGCA